AUGGCGACGACCCAGCAGCAAGUACCCGACUCAAACGCGAGCUCCGGCAUCGACUCGGAGAAGCAGUCUAUCCAGUAUGUCGAGGACCGGGACAUGAAGAAUGAGCUCGAGGAGACGGGGUACAUCCGCACCUACGCCGACAUCGACGAGGGCUUCGACCCGAAGGAGGUCCGUCGCAUCGUCCGCAAGGUCGACCUGCACCUGAUCCCUAUCCUCGCCGCCAUGUACUGCAUCUCGCUCAUCGACCGCACCAACCUGUCCAUGGCGCGCUCGGCCAACGGCAAGCUCAUGAACAAGGAGCUGUCCCUCGACCAGGGCAACUACUACUCCGUCGCUACUAUGAUUUUCUUUAUUCCUUACAUCAUCCUGGAGAUCCCGUCCCAGCUCGGACUCAGGAAGUACGGCGUGCGCUGGUGGCUCGCGACCGCGGUCAUCCUGUGGGGUAUCGUCAUGAUGUGCAUGGGUUUCGUCAAGACGCCGCAGCAGCUCAUUGCCACUCGUGCCCUGCUCGGUAUCUUUGAGGCGUCCCUCUUCCCGGGUGCCGCUUUCCUCAUCGCGUGCUGGUACCCUCGCAAGUCCAUGGCCACCCGCAAUACUGCGUUCUACUUCACCUCGACUGCUAUCGGCGGUCUGUCGUCCAUUCUCGCCUGGGGCAUCUCGCAGAUGAAUGGCACCGCCAACAUGGCCGGCUGGCGCUGGAUCUUCAUCAUCGAAGGUCUCCUCACCAUCUGCAUCGGCGUCGUCGCAUACUUCUUCCUCCAGGACUUCCCUGACAAGGCCACGUUCCUGAACGAGCACGAGCGUCACGUCAUGGUCACCAGGAUCCAGCGCGACCGCGGAGACGCCACACCCGACCCCCUCACCCUCCGCAAGGCUCUCAACUACCUCAUCGACCCCAAGAUUUGGCUUUUCUCCAUCAUGUUCGCCGGAACGACGCUCGCUAGCUACUCCAUGGCGUUCUUCUUACCCACGAUCUUGCAGCAAAUGGGCUUCUCCAACGCGCUCUCGCAGAUCCUGUAUGCGCCCCCGAAGAUUUGGGGCAUUUUCCCCGGAAUUGCGAUCGCGUGGUGGAGCGACAAAACCCACCAGCGCGCUGCGGGCAUCGUCCUGAACGCCAUUCUUCUCAUCAUCGGAACCUGCAUGUUCUCGCAACUGGGCAACGACCAGAAGGUUGCGCGUUACGCGGGCACGUGGCUUGCAUUCGGAGGGGCGACAGGCAAUGUUCCGCUCAUUAUCGCCUGGGCUCAGACGUCGAUUCGAGAGCAGUCGAAACGCGGCUUCAACUCGGCGAUCCUUAUUGCCUUUGGUGGCGUCGGUGGAAUCCUCUCUGGAGUCCUCUUCAUUGAGUCUGAGGCUAAGGCUGGAUACCCCACGGGCAUCUGGAGCACUAUCGGAUUCAACGCCUUCGUAGCCGUGAUGGCUUUGGUGUUCAAGGUCUGGAUGACGAUUCAGAACCGCCGCGCGGACCGUGGCGAUGUGGUCCUGGAGGGCCACCCUGAAUUCCGCUACCAGGCGUAG
Trichosporon asahii var. asahii CBS 2479 is the source of this 1518-nucleotide messenger RNA. Its product is annotated as phthalate transporter, putative. Gene Ontology annotation, biological process: transmembrane transport. Lineage: Eukaryota; Fungi; Basidiomycota; Tremellomycetes; Trichosporonales; Trichosporonaceae. Bases 1 to 1518 code for a protein of 505 amino acids. Gene Ontology annotation, cellular component: membrane. Gene Ontology annotation, molecular function: transmembrane transporter activity. The transcript is spliced from 2 exons. The record is from RefSeq and is a predicted model, not a curated record.